Molecule: messenger RNA, 2720 nt
Organism: Molossus molossus (Pallas's mastiff bat)
Lineage: Eukaryota; Metazoa; Chordata; Mammalia; Chiroptera; Molossidae
Gene: LONP2
Product: lon peptidase 2, peroxisomal
Exons: 15
Coding region: 1-2559 (852 amino acids)
Biological process (GO): protein quality control for misfolded or incompletely synthesized proteins; protein processing; protein catabolic process
Cellular component (GO): peroxisomal matrix
Molecular function (GO): ATP-dependent peptidase activity; ATP binding; ATP hydrolysis activity
Source: RefSeq, a predicted model, not a curated record
AUGUCGUCGGUGAGCCCCAUCCAGAUCCCCAGCCGCCUGCCGCUGCUGCUCACGCACGAGGGCGUGCUGCUGCCCGGCUCCACCAUGCGCACCAGCGUGGACUCGGCCCGCAACCUGCAGCUGGUGCGCAGCCGCCUGCUCAAGGGCACGUCGCUGCAGAGCACCAUCCUGGGCGUCAUCCCCAACACGCCCGACCCGGCCAGCGACGCGCAGGACCUGCCGCCGCUGCACAGGAUCGGGACGGCUGCCCUGGCCGUGCAGGUCGUGGGCAGCAACUGGCCGAAGCCCCACUACACUCUGCUGAUCACCGGCCUGUGCCGCUUCCAGAUCGUGCAGGUGCUGAAAGAGAAGCCGUAUCCUGUCGCUGAAGUGGAGCAGCUGGACCGGCUGGAGGAGCUCCCCAGCACCUGCGAGGCCAGGGAGGGGCUGGGGGAGCUGUCCGAGCAGUUCUACAAGUACGCGGUGCAGUUGGUUGAAAUGCUGGACAUGUCUGUCCCUGCCGUUGCGAAGCUGAGACGUCUGUUAGACAGUCUUCCGAGGGAGGCUCUCCCGGACAUUCUGACUUCGAUUAUCCGCACAAGCAACAAAGAAAAGCUGCAGAUUCUAGAUGCUGUGAGCCUGGAGGACCGGUUCAAGAUGACCAUCCCGCUGCUCGUCAGACAGAUCGAGGGCCUGAAGCUGCUCCAGAAAACCAGGAAGCACAAGCAGGACGAGGACAAGCGGGUGAUAGCGAUUCGCCCUAUUAGGAGGAUCACCCACAUCCCAGGCACCCUAGAGGAUGAGGAUGAGGAGGAAGAUAACGAUGACAUUGUCAUGCUGGAGAAGAAGAUACGAACUUCUAGUAUGCCAGAGCAGGCCCACAAAGUCUGCCUCAAGGAGAUCAAAAGACUCAAAAAAAUGCCUCAGUCGAUGCCAGAGUACGCGCUGACCAGGACGUACCUGGAGCUCAUGGUGGAGCUGCCCUGGAGCAAGAGCACCACGGACCGUCUGGACAUCCGCGCGGCCCGGGUCCUCCUGGACAACGACCACUAUGCCAUGGAGAAGCUGAAGAGGAGGGUGCUGGAGUACCUGGCUGUCAGGCAGCUGAAGAGCAACCUGAAGGGCCCCAUCCUCUGCUUUGUCGGCCCCCCCGGAGUCGGGAAAACAAGCGUGGGGAGAUCCGUGGCCAAGACCCUCGGCCGGGAGUUCCACAGGAUCGCGCUCGGAGGGGUGUGCGACCAGUCUGACAUCCGAGGGCACAGGCGCACCUACGUCGGCAGCAUGCCCGGUCGCAUCAUCAAUGGCUUGAAGACAGUCGGGGUUAACAACCCAGUGUUCCUGCUGGAUGAGGUCGACAAGCUGGGGAAGAGUCUGCAGGGUGACCCUGCCGCCGCUCUGCUUGAGGUGCUGGAUCCGGAGCAAAACCACAACUUCACAGAUCAUUAUCUGAACGUGGCCUUUGACCUCUCCCAAGUCCUUUUCAUAGCGACUGCCAACACCACAGCCACUAUUCCACCUGCCUUGCUGGACAGAAUGGAGAUCAUUCAGGUGCCAGGGUACACCCAGGAGGAGAAGAUCGAGAUCGCCCACAGGCACCUGAUUCCGAAGCAGCUGGAGCAGCACGGGCUGACCCCGCAGCAGGUGCAGGUCCCGCAGGCCACCACCCUCGACAUCAUCACCAGGUACACACGAGAGGCAGGGGUGCGCUCUCUGGACAGGAAGCUGGGGGCCAUUUGCCGAGCGGUCGCUGUGAAGGUCGCCGAAGGGCAGCACAAAGAAGCCAAGUUGGAUCAUUCUGACGCAGCCGAGGCAGAAGGGAGCAGGGAACACAUCUUAGAAGACACGAAACGCGAGUCCCUCAGUGACACUGCCGACUUGGCCCUCCCCCCAGAGAUGCCAAUUCUGAUCGACUUCCACGCCCUGAAGGACAUCCUGGGGCCCCCGAUGUACGAGAUGGAGGUGUCUGAGCGCCUGAGUCAGCCGGGAGUGGCCAUAGGGCUGGCGUGGACGCCCUUAGGCGGGGAGAUCAUGUUCGUGGAGGCGAGCCGAAUGGAGGGCGAGGGCCAGCUGACGCUGACCGGCCAGCUGGGGGACGUCAUGAAGGAGUCCGCCCACCUCGCCAUCAGCUGGCUCCGCAGCAACGCCAAGAGGUUCCACCUGACUACCGCUUCUGGAAGUUUCGAUCUUCUCGACAACACAGACAUCCACCUGCACUUCCCAGCUGGAGCCGUCACAAAAGACGGGCCGUCCGCGGGGGUCACCAUCGUGACCUGCCUCGCUUCCCUGUUCAGCGGGCAGCUGGUGCGCUCGGACGUGGCCAUGACCGGGGAGAUCACGCUGCGCGGCCUGGUUCUGCCCGUGGGCGGGAUCAAGGACAAAGUGCUGGCCGCACACAGAGCAGGGCUGAAGCGGAUCAUCAUUCCUCAGAGGAACGAGAAAGACCUUGAAGAAAUCCCGGGCCACGUGCGGCAGGAUCUCAGCUUCAUCACCGCCAGCUGCCUGGACGAGGUCCUUAACGCCGCUUUCGACGGCGGCUUCGCCGUCAAGGCCAGACCUGGUCUCUUAAACAGCAAGCUGUAGGCUCGGCUCAGCGUCUCAGGACCCUGAGCUCUGCAGUGCCCCAGGUACUGCAGGGUGGACCUUUCACAACAGUCGAGUUAGCAAAACAUCCCUUCGCUCGUGAACAUAAUCGCAGCAGUCACGAAACUCACCCAAACGGUGGCUCAUGUUUAUUAUAGAAA